UCCAACUGCAUUUUGCCGUCAUUCUAUUUCGUUAGAAAGUCACAUGUUGAGAUAUUCUAGUCACAUGACUUCAUCUUCUAGCCAAUUGGAUGCCACCUUUCGAUCUGAGUAAACCAAGAGGAUAUGGGAAAAUCAUUUUCCCUUUGCCUGUCCUUCCGUUUUUUAAUAAUCUUUCUGCAAACAUCGAAAGUGGUGACCAUCUGUUUGCAGUAGCGCCAAAGGUUACUGUGUGGUGACUACCAGCCCCUGCUCUCCUUAACUGCUCCUCUAAAUUCCCUUUUCAUUCACCAAGCCCUAAAUCUUCACCUUAGGUAUGGAGCCCACCAAAGUUCAAUCUGAAGGAGGGCUCAAUGUCACUCUGACCAUCAGGCUCCUCAUGCACGGCAAGGAGGUUGGCAGCAUUAUAGGCAAGAAAGGAGAAACUGUGAAGAAGAUGCGUGAGGAAAGUAGUGCCCGUAUAAACAUUUCAGAGGGGAACUGUCCAGAGAGGAUAGUUACCAUCACAGGACCCACAGAUGCCAUAUUCAAGGCCUUUGCCAUGAUCGCAUACAAGUUUGAAGAAGAUAUAAUUAAUUCUAUGAGCAAUAGCCAGGCUACUAGUAAGCCUCCUGUGACCUUGCGCUUGGUGGUGCCGGCCAGUCAGUGUGGCUCUCUAAUUGGGAAGGGGGGCUCAAAGAUCAAGGAGAUGAGGGAGUCUACAGGUGCUCAGGUGCAGGUGGCUGGAGACAUGCUGCCCAAUUCCACUGAGCGGGCGGUCACUAUCUCAGGCGCUCCAGAGGCCAUAAUUCAGUGUGUGAAGCAGAUCUGUGUGGUUAUGCUUGAGUCCCCACCCAAAGGUGCCACAAUUCCAUAUAGGCCUAAGCCCGCCAUUGCUCCUGUCAUUUUCUCUGGUGGACAGGUAAGGGCAGACACUCUGGCAGCCCCAGCCACAGCCAACCUCAGCUUGUUACUGCAGCAUCAGCCUCUGACUACCUACACCAUUCAGGGACAGUAUGCCAUCCCACACCCAGACCAGUUGGCAAAGCUCCACCAGCUGGCUAUGCAGCAAACCUCCUUUACCUCCCUUGGACAGACCACCCCUGCUUUCCCUGGUGUGGAUGCCAGUUCACAGGCCAGUACUCAUGAACUCACCAUUCCAAAUGAUCUAAUAGGCUGCAUAAUUGGACGUCAGGGCACUAAAAUUAAUGAAAUCCGUCAGAUGUCUGGGGCUCAGAUCAAAAUCGCUAAUGCCAUGGAAGGGUCAUCGGAUCGUCAGAUUACCAUUACGGGCACACCAGCCAACAUCAGUCUGGCACAUUACCUCAUAAAUGCUAGGUUCAGAGAUGUGGCAGCCAUGUGGACUGACCCUUCGACCAUGACAACCUCCUGAAGCCCCAUUAUGCACUGUUCAUCUAAAACUACAGCAACUACUUUCUGCUUUUGAACGUUUUUUGGGCCUUAUCAGUCUUCAAAAAAAAUGGAAAUUGAUUUGGUCUGAUAAAAUAACAGAAAGAAAAAAAACAUCUAACAAAUCUUCACCCAACAGGAGUCUCAGUGCAAGCUACAGUAUAUGUAUUGUUGAAGGUUGUCUUCAGUUUAAAGUGUUCUAAUAAGAAACCUGUAUUCAGAUAAGUUAGUAUUGAAUGACUAUGAGUCCUGGAAUUUUGUCUGUAUACAAGAAUAUGAUACAUUUUAUUGUUUAUUAGAUAGUUUAGAGUUUUAGCGCAGAAACUUAGCAUGCUGAAUGUUUAGCAUCUAUUGUGCUCUUAUUUAACUUAAAAAUGUAUUCAAGGAAUCAUAUGUGAGCAAUAAACAUGUCAUAAAAUAUGUAUUAUUAAACUUCUGUAAGUGGCUUAACAGACAGUCAUAAAUGGUGUGAUUUUUUUUUAUUUCCAUUAGUUAUGACACAAAACGUAAAUGGUUUAUGAAUCAUCAUGAUUAUUUAAAAGCAAGGGUGAUGCCUAUGUUUGUCCAUUGUCUGUUUAUAAUUCUACACAAAGUAUAUUUCAUAAAGCAUGUAUGAUAUCCUACAAUAAAAAAACAAACAAUGCUUUUUAUUCUGGUCCUGAAAUAAUCCUCAAUUCAAUAUCAAUACAAUUGCAGGGUGACCACUUCAUGUAUAUCUUUCAGCCUUUCAAAAACACUUGAUUGUUUGACUUUUCAUGGCUAAUUUGUUUUUGUUUUUUAUGUUUACUGUGCUUCAAGUAAUAGUAAUGGUUUAUGAAGCAAUGUACUGAAACUUUAUGGUUAAUGCUAUGUUGUGCACUGUAUGCAGUUAUGUGAAUAAUGUUCUCAAACUUUUAUUGACAGUGUGACAGUUUCACAUUAGUUUAAAAAUAGUUUUUUAGGUGUUAAUGUAGGCAAUAUAAUCAGUGAAACAAGAGUUCAAGAGUUAAAACACAUAAUUUGGCGAUGCAGUUGUGAUUAUAAGGGAGCUAGUAAUGGAAGUUGAUUUGAAUGUAAUGAUGUGAUCUUUAAACAGAUAAUUUGCUGAUAAUCUUGUUAAAUGUACACCCAAUUCCAGAUGGAUGAAACAACAGCCUAUAAAACAUAUAAUGCUUUUGCUCAUUUAUAGGGUCUUAAAGUUUUCAUUUCAAUCUUGUCUCAAUACUUUAGUGGUUACAUUGUGAGCUGAAUGCAUAAGUUGUAUAUUUACUUUAUAUCAAUGGUUCUUUAUUCAGAAUGUUUUACUUGUAUCAACGAAAUCACUUUGAAAGUUUAAAUGUCUACUUAUUUCAUGUAUGCAUUUGGUGUUGUGAUGAUAUAUAUGUUAGAUAAACUCUCAUUAUAUCACAGCAUUUCUAAAGUACCCAUUCUAGAUACGGGCCUGGCAUUAAAAGAGUUCUUUCUUAUAGGGAGCCAGUAAGUCCAGUGAGUGAUUAUGUAUCUAUUUCUGUCAUUUCUAGUCGCUAAAUAGACAUUUCUGUGUGCUCCAAUGACACAUUGACCUUUCUUGAACAUUUAUAUCCCAUAUAAUGGGGUUUAAAUUCACAAGAAUUGAUAUUCUGAAUGUGCCAGCAAUCUUGUCUGUCUAUUUUGUUCUACACAGUCUCUCACAUUACAAGUUAUGUCAGCAUCUACAAAAUGGUGACACUGUGCUUAAGCCUUGGUUUCACUAGUGUGCUUGCUUUUUAAUUACAGUAAACACAUAAAUAUAAGAUUUUUUCCAGCUGAUCACAGUCUUACUUUUCCCACAAAGAAACCAAGUUUUCUCAUUUUUGCCGUUGGAUGAUUUAGCUUGCAUAAUGCUUUUAUUUGCACUUGUAUUAUGAGUUCU
Molecule: messenger RNA, 3256 nt
Organism: Myxocyprinus asiaticus (Chinese sucker)
Lineage: Eukaryota; Metazoa; Chordata; Actinopteri; Cypriniformes; Catostomidae
Product: poly(rC)-binding protein 3
Exons: 13
Coding region: 314-1369 (351 amino acids)
Biological process (GO): regulation of RNA metabolic process; regulation of gene expression
Cellular component (GO): nucleus; cytoplasm
Molecular function (GO): mRNA binding
Source: RefSeq, a predicted model, not a curated record